UGGCGAUCGUAGUGUAGUUUGCGGAACGACAAGGCGUCAUGCGCCUCCUCCAGCGCCUGCAUCAAGCGAAUGGAACUCUUCGACAGCCAAACCUCGAUGCGCGCGCACAAGGCUCUUGUGUGCAGACUCUUUUGUGUGAAGCCCUCUCUCUGUCUCACCAACUGCCCGCGACUCCAGGCGUUGUUGCAUUCUCAGCGCACCGUGAUCUUGCGUACGUGCGAAACCAGUGGGCAAUCUGGAUGGGCAACCACAUCGCCGUUCCAAUCUCGACGUCAAGUGCCUUGCCCGAGCGCCUCCACAUUCUCAAGGACUCGGGGGCGUCGCAUGUCAUCGGGCAUCCCAACCUGGACACAACUACUCUGCCCAUUCCUUCUCUCACGUUUGAUCCAUCUUCCGCCACUCCAUCCACUGAUGAUGCUGUCCACACGCACCUCCAUGACGGCAGCGCGUUCUCGAACGAAGACGCGAUGCUGUUGUACACAAGCGGCACGACAGGAACACCCAAAGGCGUGCUGGCGACCCAGGAGAGCUUGUAUGCUCAAGUGGAUGACGUUGCGUCGGCGUGGGAGUUUUCACGUCACGACCGGUUCGUGCAUUUCUUACCUCUCCAUCACACGCAUGGAAUUGUCAACAACUUGCUCGCUCCAUUGGCCUGCGGCGCGACUGUGGACUGUUUGGCUGGAGCGUCGGCCGCGGAGAUCUGGACCAAGCUAUCGGAUGCGGACCACCCUGUGACAGUCUUGAUGGCUGUUCCAAGCAUCUACAUGCUUCUGUUGGAAGCGUUUGAUCGCAUGGACGAGGCGAGUCAAAGCAAGGCGAGAGCGGGGCUGCGACAACUUCGCGUGGCGAUUAGCGGUAGCAUGGCAUGCCCGCUGCCGAUUUUGGAACGCUGGAAGGCGUUGACGGGCCAACCUUUGCUGGAACGCUACGGCAUGACGGAAUGUGGAAUGGCGCUGGGUCAUCCGCUCCACGGCAACAAGCACAUGGGGUUUGUGGGGCAGCCAUUUCCGAGCAUUCGAGCACGUAUCGCACAGGAAACACAAGAAUUGCAAGUUCAAGGCCCAACUCUGUUCAAAGGGUAUUGGAAGCGUGAUGCGGACACAAAGAACGCAUGGACAGUCGAUGGGUGGUUCAAAACGGGCGACAUUGCCGAAUUCGACGACUCGAAAAAGAGCUACCGCAUCCUUGGCCGGGCCUCGGUCGAUAUCAUCAAGAGCGCGGGGUACAAGAUCUCGGCCCUCGAAGUCGAGCAUGUCUUUCUAAGCCAUCCCUUCGUUGUGGAAUGCGCGGUGUACGGCACGCCCCACGAUACGUGGGGUGAAAUUGUCACUGCAGUCGUCGUGCUGCGCCAUCCCCAGACACGCGAUGACAUGUCGUGGGUGCAUGAUUUCUUUCAAGGGAAACUGGCCAAGUACAAGUGGCCCCGCGUCGUCCAUGCCGUGGAAUCUAUUCCAAAAAAUGCCAUGGGAAAAGUCAACAAGAAGCGCUUGCCAGCUCUUUUGGACAACGCCAAGACAAAGCCAGCGGUGCGUACCAACAACGACAGAUUGUGAACCAUCGAAAAUGGCUCAGUUCUGGCCACUUGCGGGCCGCCGUUCGUUUGGUAAGGUAUUGAUGAAAUCGGAGAAUCUGCGUUCCUGUGGCUCUACUUUGGACGCUUGGUGGCUUCAUGUAGGCUGUAGCACAGGCUCGAGUGGCUCGAAGCCUUCGAAAUGCCCGACCGUCGCUGGAUGCAGUUUGAAGUGCAGGCUGUAAGACUUGUCCUCACUGGAAUUGAAAUCCCGUCUUUCUUGACUGCGAAUAAUGUAUGCCACACGAUAUACUGUCGCAUGUCCAACGUGUUCGUGAUUCGACGCCGGCAUGAACGUUUCCAUGCCGGAAUGUCUGGGAAUGAAAGCCCACUCAAGGUGUGCGAUCACUCCUCCACGAAGCAGUUCCAUUGCCAUGAGGGUACAGGAUCAAGGCACCAACGACUAGUGCUUCGCAAAUGGCAGUACAUCGCAUUGAAAC
Aphanomyces invadans is the source of this 2010-nucleotide messenger RNA. RefSeq lists its product as hypothetical. The coding region runs from base 39 to 1553 and encodes 504 amino acids. Gene Ontology annotation, molecular function: medium-chain fatty acid-CoA ligase activity. Gene Ontology annotation, biological process: fatty acid metabolic process. NCBI's taxonomy places the organism in Eukaryota, Oomycota, Saprolegniomycetes, Saprolegniales, Verrucalvaceae. The record is from RefSeq and is a predicted model, not a curated record. The transcript has 8 exons.